This is a messenger RNA of Dujonia railenensis, 717 nucleotides long. Lineage: Eukaryota; Fungi; Ascomycota; Pichiomycetes; Serinales; Debaryomycetaceae. The record is from the annotation of a GenBank genome assembly.
AUGUCCGUAAUAACACGUCAGAUCGCUCGCUCUGUGCGCUUAGCUGAAACUAUCAAUACCAGAAGUUUUUCCACAUCCAUACAAAGACCUUUCAUAGCGGAUCUCUUCAGAGAUAGAAAGACUCUCGAACAAAGAAAUCAAGCCAUUGCUGAGAAGCAACAAGAACAAGAAGAAAAUGGUGCAAACUCUACGCAAUCCAAAAUAGUGUUUCUUAAUGAAGAGAACUCGCCUUCUAUCAAGCAGUUCAAUGUAGAAGAAGACAUGCCAGGAUUUAAAGUCGAACAAUGGAAGUCCAAAUUGGUUGAAGGUAAAGAUAUAGAAUCGACCUACCUGCAGGAAUCUGUGAAGGACAUCUUAAUCAAAUCAUACAACGAAGUAAACCAAGCAACACCAUUAUCCCAAGAUAUUGACGACUUGGCUGUAGUAGAUUUGAAUGAUUUACAAUUAAGAUUCCAGCUCUCUAAGCAAAUUCAAAAAAACUUGGGCUUUGACAUCAGUGACUACAUCUUUUCCAAAUCCCAUGACUUACAUACAUUGUAUGGAUCCAUCUGUGAAAUUAUAUCCAAGAGAUGGACUAACGAAAGAAACCCCAACGCUAUUGUCUUACGUUCUGAAGACUUUUCUGCGGGUAACAUUUACCUUAACGAAGAAUUAGAUAAAUAUCAACAAGACAAGCUUUACCAAGAACUUUUGGAAAAGGCUAACGAAUCUGUAUAA